Messenger RNA from Gadus chalcogrammus (walleye pollock), 5854 nucleotides. RefSeq names its product receptor tyrosine-protein kinase erbB-4-like. Gene Ontology annotation, molecular function: epidermal growth factor receptor binding; ATP binding; transmembrane receptor protein tyrosine kinase activity. The coding region runs from base 559 to 4740 and encodes 1393 amino acids. Gene Ontology annotation, cellular component: basal plasma membrane; signaling receptor complex. The transcript has 29 exons. The record is from RefSeq and is a predicted model, not a curated record. NCBI's taxonomy places the organism in Eukaryota, Metazoa, Chordata, Actinopteri, Gadiformes, Gadidae. Gene Ontology annotation, biological process: positive regulation of kinase activity; protein phosphorylation; positive regulation of cell population proliferation.
UUGUUCGGUUAUGGCAAUACCUUUUCCUGUAGGACAAUCAUUUGUGACAGGUGCAACUAGAGUCGACGCAAUGCAUAGUGAGAUUUUGGGGAACUUGUGGUAGUUGUGAAAACCAAUGGCCACUCUUGUCGCGUGAAGAAAGGCGGGUUUUAGGGCAGACCUCGGCCCAAUGGAGGCUUGUGGUAGGAGGGCGGCACGUGAGGUGGGCGUGUCCGGAGAAGGCGAUCUUCGCGGCACAUUGAAUCCAACUCGAGGAGUAAUGGCACGAGCCAGUGCUUUACUAUAUUGACAAGCGUUACGCCGCGCGCUCCGGAGACUCCCGGGCAGGCAGCUCAUCCAGUCUUGUGUUUUUAAUCGCAGCAGCACAACGCCACAAGCUCCUGGCGAGGCGUGGAGGAGACUUGGACUACUUGCAAAAAUCACCAGUUAACCCAAAAAAGUCCUCAACUGACUCACUGACAAGCGUUCCAUAUUUUUUUCUUUUUCUUCCUCCAACGGCGCUAGGGGGGUUCGACACCGGACAUGUGAAUUAAAAGGAGUAACUGUCCAUCGCAAACAAUGAAGCAAACAGUUCCCUCGUGUUGCUUGGUCGUUCUCCUGACUUCUCUGCUGUUCCAGGCGACUUCUUCACAAUCAGUGUGUGCCGGCACGGAGAACAAGCUGAGCACGCUGUCAGACCUGGAGCAGCAGUACCGCACCCUGAGGAAGUACUACGAGAACUGUGAAGUGGUGAUGGGCAACCUGGAGAUCACCAGCAUCGACCGGAGCAGGGACCUCACCUUCCUGAGAUCCAUCCGGGAGGUGACUGGUUACGUGCUCGUGGCCCUCAACCAGUUUGACUACCUGCCCCUGGAGAACCUCCGGAUCAUUCGGGGAACCAAACUGUACGAGGACCGCUACUCGCUCGCCGUCUUCCUCAACUACCGACGAGACGGAAACUUUGGUCUCAGACAACUGGGGCUGAGGAACCUUACAGAAAUCCUUGGCGGAGGUGUGUAUGUGGACAAGAACAAGUUCCUGUGCCAUGCCGAUACGAUCCACUGGCAAGACAUAGUGAAGAACCCCAGAAACAACCCUGUGGUAGUCCCCAGCAAUAGCAGUGUGACAUGUCAGAAGUGCCACCGCUCCUGCAAUGGCCGCUGCUGGGGACCUAAGGAGGACCAGUGUCAGAGCUUAACAAAGACAGUGUGUGCUGAGCAGUGUGACGGACGUUGUUUCGGCCCCUAUGUGAGUGAUUGCUGCCAUCGCGAAUGUGCAGGUGGUUGCUUUGGGCCAAAGGACACAGACUGUUUUGCGUGCACCAACUUCAACGACAGCGGGGCGUGUGUGACCCAGUGCCCCCAGCCCUUCCUCUACAACCCCAUCACCUUCCAGCUGGAGCACAACCCUGGGGCCAAGUACACGUACGGGGCCUUCUGUGUAAAGAAGUGUCCCCACAACUUUGUUGUGGACCAGAGCUCCUGUGUGCGAGCAUGCCCUAGUAACAAGAUGGAAGUGGAGCAGAACCGCAUCAAGAUGUGCAUUCCCUGCACUGACAUCUGCCCCAAAGCCUGUGAUGGUAUAGGAACAGCGAGCUUGCAGACAGCCCAGACAGUGGACUCCAGCAACAUUGAUAAAUUUGUCAACUGCACCAAAAUCAAUGGCAACCUGGUCUUCCUCAUCACUGGAAUCAAAGGAGACGUCUACCACAAAAUCGAAGCCUUGGACCCGGAGAAGCUCAACGUGUUCCGCACCGUGCGAGAGAUCACAGGGUUUCUGAACAUCCAGUCUUGGCCUGACAACAUGACAGACUUAAGUGUCUUCUCCAACCUUGUGACCAUCGGUGGGCGAGCUCUUUAUAGUGGCAUCUCCCUCCUGGUGUUGAAGCAACAGGGCAUCUCGUCCCUGCAGCUCCAGUCCCUGGACGAGAUCAGCGCCGGGAACGUCCACAUCGCCGAGAACAGCCGGCUCUGCUACUACGACACCGUCAACUGGACCAGCCUGUUCCGCGCCCCCAACCAGAAGUUCCUCAUCCGCAACAACCGCAGCCCGCACGAGUGCACUAAGCAUCGCAUGGUGUGCGACCCCCUGUGCUCGGACGCUGGUUGCUGGGGUUCCGGACCGGACCAGUGCCUGACCUGCAGGUUCUUCAGCCGGGGACGGACCUGUGUGGAGACAUGCAACCUGUAUGAAGGGGAUAUGAGAGAGUAUGCCAAUGCCUCUGUGUGUGUGGAGUGUGACGGCCAGUGUGAGCAGGCAGACGAUGACUCUUUGACCUGUCAUGGCCCGGGUGCGGACCACUGUGUGAGAUGCCUCCACUUCAAGGACGGCCCCAACUGUGUGGAGAAGUGUCCUGACGGCCUGCAGGGUACCAACAGCUUCAUCUUCAAGUACGCAGAGGCCAACGACGAGUGUCACCCCUGCAACGCCAACUGCACCCAGGGGUGCAUUGGUCCAAGGUUGCAAGAUUGCAUUGGCUGGAUGGACAGGACACCGCUGAUCGCAGCCGGGGUGAUCGGGGGGCUGUUCGUGGUGGUCAUCGUGGGGCUGACCGUGGCCGUGUCCGUGCGUCGGAAGAGCAUCAAGAAGAAACGGGCGCUCCGUCGCUUCCUGGAAACCGAACUGGUGGAGCCGUUGACGCCCAGCGGGACCGCACCCAACCAGGCUCAGCUGCGCAUCCUCAAAGAGACGGAGCUGAAGCGAGUCAAGAUCCUGGGCUCCGGCGCGUUCGGCACCGUUUACAAGGGCAUUUGGGUCCCAGAAGGCGAGACGGUGAAGAUUCCCGUUGCAAUAAAGAUUCUGAGUGAGGCAACAGGACCUAAGGCCAACGUUGAGUUCAUGGAUGAGGCCCUGAUCAUGGCCAGCAUGGAGCAUCCCCACCUGGUGCGUCUGCUGGGGGUGUGUCUGAGCCCCACCAUCCAGCUGGUCACCCAGCUCAUGCCCCACGGCUGCCUGCUCGACUACGUCCACGAGCACCAGGACAACAUCGGCUCCCAGCUGCUGCUCAACUGGUGUGUCCAGAUCGCCAAGGGGAUGAUGUACCUGGAGGAGCGCAGACUGGUGCACCGGGACCUGGCAGCGCGGAACGUCCUUGUGAAAUCCCCCAACCACAUCAAGAUCACCGACUUCGGCCUGGCGCGUCUGCUGGACGUCAACGAGAAGGAGUACAACGCAGAUGGAGGCAAGAUGCCCAUCAAAUGGAUGGCCCUGGAGUGUAUUCACUACAGGAAAUUCACACACCAGAGCGACGUGUGGAGCUACGGGGUGACCAUCUGGGAGCUGAUGACCUUCGGGGGUAAGCCGUACGACGGGGUCUCCACCCGGGACAUCCCAGAUCUGCUGGAGAAGGGAGAACGGCUGCCUCAGCCGCCCAUCUGCACCAUCGAUGUCUACAUGGUCAUGGUCAAAUGCUGGAUGAUCGAUGCAGACAGUCGGCCUAAGUUUAAAGAGCUUGCAGCGGAGUUCUGUCGAAUGGCACGCGACCCACAGAGAUACUUGGUCAUUCAAGGCGACGACCGCAUGAAGCUGCCAAGCCCAAAUGACAGCAAGUUCUUCCAGAGCCUCCUGGAAGAGGACGAACUUGAGGACCUUAUGGAUGCCGAGGAGUACCUGGUGCCCCACAACUUCAACGUGUCCUCGUUGGCCUACGCGCCCCGUACACGCAUGGACUCCAACAGGAACCAGUUCAGCUACCAGGACGCCAGCUUUAGCAUGGAAGAGAUGCUGGCCACCUUGCCCAGGGUGGUGUCAGUAUCUGCUGUGUCGGGUGGCUGCCUGACAGCCCUGGACCCAUCAGCCCCAUCUCAAGGGACGCAGGGUGGGGGUGCUGGUAGCAGUGGAGCCCAGGAGGACCCGCGAUGUAAUGGCACCCUGAGGAAACAGCCAUCUCCGAGGCUUAGCACCAACGUGGCUGGGACAACCCUGGCUCCCGGACAAGGGGGAGGAGAGGAUAGCAUCGGGCAGCGCUACAGUGCAGAUCCGACCGGCAUUUUGGGGGGUCGUGCAGCAAAAAUAAACCAGGAUGGCACCAUGACUAUCAGGAAGGACAAACUUAACUCAUCAGACUAUCUCAACCCCGUAGAAGAGAACCCCUUCGUCACUCGUCGCCGCAACGGGGAGGCCCACUCGGUCGGAGCGGGUUACCACACCGUCCAUAUGGCCGGGGCUGCAGCCGCCGCCGCCGCCGCCGCCGCUGCACCACCCAAAAGCCAGGCCUCCAUGGUGGAUGACGAAUACGUCAACGAACCACUGUACCUCAACACCUUCCACAAACCAGGGGAGAAGAACGGCCCCGCCGGGGUGCUCUCCAUCUCCGCCCAAGGCCCCUUGACUGCCGCUGCGUCCUCCUCCCUUCAGAUGGUCCUCCCGUCCACGUCGGGACACGCGCUUUCCCCCGCCGAGUAUGUGGUGGCCCCCCCCGGACACCCUGCCCAUAUGGCGUACCCCUCGCACACUCUGCAUCCCGGGCACUCUGGACACGCCCUGCACUCGGGCAUUACCGGCGGGACCAUCGCGGUGGACAAGAAGGGCAAGAAAGCCACGUUUGACAAUCCUGAAUACUGGCAGCACAGCCUACCCCAGAAGGCCUCCAUGCACAAUCCGGAAUACCUGCAAGACUGCAGCACGCGCUUCUUCUACCGGCAAAACGGACGCAUUCGGCCUGCCGUUGCUGAAAACCAGGAGUACCUGUCAGAGUUUGCCCUUAAACCGGGAAACGUGCUGCCACCCCCUCCAUACAGACAGAGGAACACUGUGGUUUAAGCCAGUGUGUACAAAGUGACACAGAGGAUAAGGGGUGGAAUGAACUCUGUAAAGUUCCCAUGGUCCAAUGCGGUGAUGAUCACUUGGUUUCCCAGUAUAAGCAAGCAGACCUUCUUGGCCACCGUGUUACUACGUUCAGCCAUUCCAGUUCCAGAGACACCUCUCUCACUCUUUUCAUCACUUUCUCCCCUUUUGCUCUCCUGCCUCCUCUGAACUGGAUCAAAAACUAUAGCCAUUGGAAGCCUAUUUUAUUGUAAGUGAGAUCAUGUCAGUCAGAUAUAUCUUCUGCAAAGGCGGUUGGUAUCUCGGGGCUUGUCCUUUUCUGGGAGAAAGCAUGAAUAAAGGCACCAUCUUUACCAGCGAUUCGCAAUGCACAGCACAAUGGCCGGGCGUGUGGAUAAAAAAAGACAAAGACGAACACAAACUGAGCAGGCGUAGGGCUGGGGCAUCUGGCAGUGUCACAUGGCAGGGUGGGUUAUCAGUUCUGGAAACCGCAUUGCUUCAGACACUUUUCCUUCACAGUUUCCUUCACAAUCUGUCAGGUUUAGCUGUUGAGCAACAUAAACAGUCCAUUACUGGUUGGUGGUCCAUUUUUUCUGACGGGGGGCAAUCAGCACACAAAGCUGUUGUUGUUUACAGCUCAUCAAACACAUAGCUUGACACGUGCACGGUGAGCUGCGUCGUGACUUUGUGCCAAACGGCCGCCCAGCUGCGUUAUCAUUUUACGGGCCUGCGUCCUGCCCCACAUGCGUCUGUGAUGUUUACAUGCUCCAGGCCUCUCGCUGCACCGGCAGUGAGAAUUCAUCCAUUCAUCACACACACCUCAUUUAAUUUUUUUACUUGGUCGGCCCCCCCAGAGUAAACCAAUUUCCGCGUGUGCCACCUUGAAUCACAAUUAUAAAAUCACCACCACACUAAUUCAAUAUAGAUUGAUUUAAACGUACACACACACCCACACUAGCGCACACAUAGAUAAACCCCCACCCGCCGUUGAAUUAGGCAGGGGGGAGAAAGGGGCUGUUGGCUAACCUUGUGCUGAGAAGCAGCCUUGAUAACGGCCACGCAGUCAGGCAGCGCAGAAGAGGGGCCCAGACAAUGUCAGCUGGAAAGUAAA